Messenger RNA from Fusarium keratoplasticum, 1224 nucleotides. RefSeq lists its product as uncharacterized. The record is from RefSeq and is a predicted model, not a curated record. NCBI's taxonomy places the organism in Eukaryota, Fungi, Ascomycota, Sordariomycetes, Hypocreales, Nectriaceae. The coding region runs from base 1 to 1224 and encodes 407 amino acids. The transcript has a single exon.
AUGACUCCCAAUAGCCAGCCGUCUCAUGCUGGGAUUCACCUUCCGAGAGGUUUUCACUUUGAUGAGGUCAACUUUGAUCCUGUCCGUCCUCCUCCAAAGGACGAGCCUUCGCCUCCCCUAGGAAUUCUGGCCAGCUUUACCGGGUCAUUCACAGGGCCUGGCUUCAACACCAUUUUCCGACCAAACAGUGUCGCGCCAACAACCACCACUUUCACCAACCCCGUGAUUCCUGCUCCCCCUGCACCUCCUAAUGUUUCUGUGCUCGAGUUAAAUCUGACACAAGAGGAGCUCACCUUCUCUGCACCUCUCGGCAAAGUUCCCAAUCGUGGCCUCGAAAAGCAAAAUGACAUCUGCCUCAACGGUGUCUCGUACCUCCAGACCGUCAAUGAUGUGACCAACACGAUCACAGGCAGGGGUGAUGGUCCUCCAACAGGAAUCCACACCGAGACUGGCUUCUGGCUGAACGUGCCCCAAACCGAUACCAAUCCAAAGCUGGGAAACACGCUGGUCCGUCUAGGCUCGAUCCCGCACGGGACCACCAUCAAUGCCCAGGGUCCUGCUCCGACUGUGGUACAGUCUGCGCCAGACAUCGGCCCACGAUCCAUCACUCCCUUCGCCAUCGGGAAUCCGGGAGAUCUCAAGCCCAAGGCUAGUCAGCAGGCCUCGGAUGUGAACACAGCACGCCUGCCGCAGGACCUCACCCCCUUUAUAGUCCAGGGCACAAUCACGCAGGGCAUUCUCACCAACCCAGCGCAGAUCCUCAACGACAUCAACAGUCAACUCAACAUCAUAGAGACGAGCACUUUUGCAGUCACGACAAUGUCCACGUCGGCCGAGCCCGGGGGUGGAACGGCCAACAUUGCCUUCCUGGUCGGACAAAACGCUGCCUUGGGUCCCAACGCAGAUGCUGUGCAGAUGGACUCUACCUUCUGGGUCGAGACUGUGCAGGCUGAGCUUACCAUUGAAAGCUACAAGCCGGGGAAGCCCCUAUUGGUGCAGCCAAACUUCAAGCCGGUCGAGGGCAAGGCUGCUCCCCCUUUGCCGACUUUUUCAGUGACGCCUCCGGGGCCUGUGACGAGCCCCAAGACGAUGACUGUGACUUAUACACAGAUACAGUACGCGCAGAUUGUUUUGCUCAACUUUCACGGGCUAAGCUGGCCCCAUCUGUCUUUGGCUACGCUGGUGCCAACUGCACCUAUCGUGGUUCCAUUUUCGCCGUCCUGA